GUACCAUUCUCGAUUUGUAUUUCAGUGACAAGUGAUCGUGCUAUUUUUGACUGUUUCUUAGUGUUUUCAUCAGUUUUUUUUGUUUACUUUCGUGUUUACCGGCAAAUAAUCUAAAUAAAAAUGGCAACAGAAGUAAGUGCAGCUCCAGUUACACAAUCCCACCCAACCUGUUUGGAGUCUGUCAACAGAUUUUCAAAGCUUCCAGUUGUUGAUUCCACCAUCAAGACAGCUACAAGUCUAUACGAGAAAGUAAAGGACUUGAACGGUCUCACCCACUGGACCUUCUCAACAGCAGAAACCACCCUCUGCAAAGCCGUCGACUUGGGAAUGCCUAUUGCCACUCCAGUCAUCAAGAACUUCGAAGGACCCAUUAAGAAAGUCGACAAUGUUCUUUGCUCAGGUUUGGAUUAUGUAGAAGAAAAAAUUCCUGCUGUAAAACUUCCCACCAACGAGGUAAGUGUGUUGUAUAUAACAGUUAAACUCCCUUGCCAUAUGUUUUAUAUUAUAGUACAUUAUCGCGACAAUAUUAAAUGUAAACAAAGGGUAUUAUUAUACCAAAUGGAUUACUAGAUAUUAAAAUAUUAAAGAACAAAAAGAUUGAUAUAUCACUUAUAAGACAACUUCUUAAAAUUCAAUCUUCGUUAGCAGAAUUACUACUUUAAAAUUCUGACGACGAUGAAUUCACGAAUAAGACAACUUAUAUAAAUGAUUCUGUUUUUACAAUAAUUGUUAAUUUGGUGUGUGAAUAUUAUUUAAGUUGUUCAAAUGGCAUAAUGAUAUUUACUUGACUUUACUUGUUUUCUUGAUUAGAUUUUGUAUGGUAAGGGAUGUUUUAUGUAAAUAAUAUUAUUUUUGUGUAGAUUAGGUUUUAGAACAGUUCAUAUCGCUUCACCAUUUGCAUAUUUCAUUCUAAAUGUACCUGUUUGUCAAUUAAAAUAAGGUUGUGGUUUAACAAAAUAAUAUAAAAAAUAAGCUAUACUGCAGUUAGUUUGUUUUGUGACUCCUGUGUAACAUUCUCAUUUUCUGCUGCUUUGCGGACUUUAAGAAAGUAUUCAACUCGUAUUAAACUUAUUAAGACUAAAGCUAUACCAUGGACAAAAUAGUAAAAGCACAAAGAGCGAUGGAAAGAUCCAUGUUCGGGGUGAGUAUUCUAGACAAAAAAACAAACAAAUGGAUUAGAACCAAAACGAAAGUAAAAAAGACGCAGGAGAACAUGCUGCCAAAUUAAAAUGGAGCUUCGCAGGACACAAUGUCCAACUGAAGGAUAAGAGAUAGAACCACGAAAUAUAACAAUGGAGACCAUGGUUAGGAAAGAGAAGUAAUGGAAGACCUCAAAUGAGAUGGGAUCGGAGUACACAAUUGGAAGCAAGUGGCGCAAAAUAGAAGACACUGGAUGGAUUUGGGGGAGUCCUAUGUCCAAAGUUGGAUUACAAGGCUGAAGAAGAAGACUAACGGAGUAUAUUAAUAAUUUUACUUAGUAGCGAUCGAUACUCUGUUGAGCAACCAUGCUUACUUUAUAAGGGAAAAAGCAAACUAAAAUUGAAAAUGCUGGACGAAAUAAGAUCUCCACGUCCAUACAUAUCACCUUAAGCGAUAACUAACUAUUUUGGUAAUGUAAUUUGUAAUGCAUAUAUUCGAAACUCGGUAAAAGUAGUCAAAACAUAUAUUCUGGUGCUGAUGUCCAUUCGGAUCAUACCCACUUAGUCAGUGAUUGGAACUAAGAAUCAAGAAACUUACAAAGCAACCCAAUAGUAGAUGAAUAGGUGGACAGUAUAUUAACAAUACCGUGAAAAUAAGAUUGGUUCUUCAAAUGUUACAUCUUCUGGAUACUAUUGUAGAGAGUUGAAAGUGGACCCCUCACAAAAUCACUAAUACAAGCUUUCGAAAUGAAAGUACAUCAAAAGGUGCUAUGCAAAAUACUGGGUUGACAGUACAAGUACCAAAAUUGGAGUAUUUUGCUCCUUGUUGUGCGACACCCAGAACGAUCUGAUCUCCAUCUUAUUAUUCAGGGCAAAAUAGAGGGAAAAAGCGGUCUCGGUCAAACAACACAAUGGAUUCGUAACCUACAUGAGUGGAUCGGUCUUGGUUACCCAUUCGUAGAGCUGGGGUGAAUAAAUUUAUAAUACCUAAUAUGAUAACCAAACCUAUUGAAGCUGGCAAUUAAAUAAGACAGGGAGAUUCCCUGAGUCCCCUCUUGUUUAACCUGAUUAUGGAUGCAAUAAUAAAAAAAGUCAGAACUAAACAAGAAUACCAAAUGGGAGAAAAACAACUUAAAAUAAUCUGAGAUGCAGACGACACAAUAGUACUCUUUUAACCGCCAAAAAAUUUAACAUGUUAAUUUCCCCAAAAAAGACAAAAUUCAUGGUUACAACAGCAAAUUUACUAAGAUGUAAAUUGGAGCUGGAAGGUCGGGUAUUAGAACAAGUGAUGGAGUUUAAAUAUCUAGGUAUCACAUUACCUAGCUAUAGAAAGCUUGAAAUGGAAGAGGAAGAUCAAGUUAAUAGAGCAAACAGAGCAAACAGUAUGGAGAGAAACAUUGAUGAUAAGACACUAUGGGACAGAGCUAGAAGUACAGAUUUACGACGUAGAUGCAAGGUGGAGAACAUCAAGAACUGGGUACGAAAUAGAAGAGUAGAAUGACAACAAAUAGACUAGUAAAGAUUACAAGAGACGGUUUCCCAAUAGGAAGACGAUCGGUAGGAAGACCACGAAAACGAUGGAACGGCAACUUACUAGAUGCACAUUAAAAACAGACAGCCAUGUCUACAUAAAAAGAAAAGAAGAAGAAAAGAAUAUGAUAACCAACCUUCAGUAAUGGAGAUGGUCCGGAGAGAAAAAGAAGUCAUGUUAUAUAAGCAAAUUUAGCAAUACUUUGUAAUAUAUACCUAAAAAAUUUUUUAACACCAUAUAGAAAGUACAGGAUACAUUGGGAAAGACUAGUAGACUUGAAUCUGUACAUUUCUUAUUUACUUAGUGAUACUUAUCUUAUUUAAUUCAUAUUUACACAACAACGAAACCUACUGCAGUAUCUUAUUAACAAAACUUUUCUCUUCUUAAUACUGUUCUACUGUCCUGUCCUCAUCUCUUCUUGCACUCAUCUAUCACCGUAAUCUAACGCUAUCCCCUUAUGUAGAUCGCUUUACAGAUUUACAACACCACCAAAGACUACGUCAACAACACGAUAACACCCGCUGUUGAAACUGCCAAAGCCUACGCAGAGCCAGCUGUCAAGACCGCCAAAGAUCUCGUGGAGCCUGCUUAUGAAAUGGCCAAGUCAGCAGUUGAACCAACCCUGGAAAGGGCCAGACAUAUUGUAGAACCAAUUGUACAGCCCGCUUUGGACAAAGCUAAUGCCAUCAAAGAGAAUGUUAUGCAGAGGGUUGAUGAGUAUUUGCACCUCUCCCACCAUGAAGGUAAGUUAACUUUUGUAUGCUUAGUAAUCUAUAUUAUACAGAUAUUGCAGAAUAUGCAAAUCCACCACGAUUUGCACAUUUUUAGUUCUCAAAACUGUUUGAGUUUAGAAACGUCCAAAAAAGUAAUUAGUCUCUUACCGCAGUCAUAACUAAUCUUUAGAUAGUAGUCUUUUAAAAUAAACUACCCUUUCUGUCAGCCCGUUUGACCGAGGGUAAUGUACAUUGGAGGUGCAAAAUUUAAAAUUCCACUAUUGUGCAAAAUUCCUACUAGUGAAUCAUAUGACAUAUUAUCUGAAACUAUCUCCAAUGGGAUUCCAAACCGUAAAAAUAUUGAUUUUAAAAAUUUGUAAACAAUUUUGAAAAGUAGUCUACCAAAACAAAAUAAGACCACCAAACCACCAUAAUCUAAAAAGGGUACACCGUAAUCACUAGCCAUUGCUUGGAAAGGAAGGUCAGGAAAAUCUCUUAAAUUCAAUCUAUCUAUCUAUCUAAUUAGCCUUCUUCGCUCCAUCUUUGGACAUAGGCCUCCCCAAUCCUCUUCCAUUCUUCUCUGUCUGUCGCUACAGUCAUCCACCUAGAGCCCACGUUCUUCUUGAUAUCAUCUGCCCAUCUCAUUUGGGGUCUUCUUCUACUUCGUUUAUAUUCCCACGGUCUCCAACUUAUAAGAAUUUUGUUCCAUCGGUCUUCUUUUUGUCUUAUAUUGUGUCCGGCAAAUCUCUAUUUGAAUUUUGCAACUUCGUGUCUAACAUCCCUCACUUUUGUUUUCUCUCUUAUCCACUCGUUUCUCUUUUUAUCAAUAAAAUUUAAUAGUUCCUUGAUAUUAUUGUUGCUAAAUUUUUCAGUCAAAUAAAGUUUUACAUUCCUUAAUAAAAUUUUCAAUAUCAGCAUUAAUUUGAGGCCAAUAUUCAGUUUUAGUAAUUCCAAAAUAAUUCUCAUGCAACAGUGAGAGCAUCUCUUUGCAUAAUGCAUUCGGUACAAUUACUAUAUAAACAUAUGUGUGUCAUGUCUAAUUAAAUAAUAACUUUUAAGUGAUUCCGGAACUUUACGACUAUCUGUGGGCAAUCCCAUCAAGCAAUAGUUUGUCAAUAUUUGUAAUAAAAUAUUCUUUAAUAUCUCUUCAAUGAAAACUUAUUUUCUACUGACUGCUCCAUGUUGCUGAUUUUUAUAUUUUCGUUAACCCUUUUAUUUAAGAACUUUUACAUGGUACAGUAAUAACACGAAGUGUCAUUCGUAAUUUAACAUCUAACGUAAAACCUACAACUAAUAUAACAUCUAACACAAUUUGUUCUUUGUUCUUUCAGGUGAAGUAGUCGAAUGUCAAGAAUGCGUUCAAAUCAGGAAAAGAUUAGAGCAGCAACAACAGCAGGACAACCAAAACGAACAGCAACAACAAGAUCAACAACCCGAGGGUCAACAAUAACGCGCGUUUUCUGUUAGUUUAUAGUGUUUUCUAUGUUUAACGUCCCAAUUGUAUUUUAAGACUGUUUUUAGAUUUUAAUCUUAGGGUGGCUUCCAGAACAUUAGUCUGAAUAUGUGCCUUUUCGAAAAAUUGUCCAGAAUUAGAAAGAUUUAAAAAUAUUAGGUGUUUUCACAAAGAAAUACUUUAUUAUUUAUUAAUACGUUUAUUACUUUUGUAAUUUUCCUUCUUUCAAAAUUCAGUAUUCAAAUAAGAGUUUUCUUUAAUUUGAAUACUGGAAAGAUGGUAAAGUUAUUGUUAUUUUCCACGUCAAUAUCUACAUAAUUAGUUAAUGUUAUAUAUCUAGCAGGAAAACCUUAAGUGUUUGAUGGUUAUCUAGAGUCUGAACGAAGUAAAUCGAUACACAAGUGCCUAUAGUACAUUAGGAUGUCACCCUUAAUAGUUUACAAUAUUUAUAAAUGUAUAUUUUAUACUAAUAUAGGAUUACGUCGAGGAUGAAAAUAUCACUGAAUAUUUACGUUUUUAUUUAAAUAUAUGUUCCAAAUUU
Molecule: messenger RNA, 5377 nt
Organism: Diabrotica balteata
Lineage: Eukaryota; Metazoa; Arthropoda; Insecta; Coleoptera; Chrysomelidae
Source: the annotation of a GenBank genome assembly